This is a messenger RNA of Ctenocephalides felis (cat flea), 602 nucleotides long. RefSeq lists its product as uncharacterized. The transcript has 3 exons. NCBI's taxonomy places the organism in Eukaryota, Metazoa, Arthropoda, Insecta, Siphonaptera, Pulicidae. The record is from RefSeq and is a predicted model, not a curated record. The coding region runs from base 171 to 602 and encodes 143 amino acids.
UCAUUACUUUGAAGAUAAGAUAAUAUAUCAAGACUAUACCAGUUUUUCAUAUUUAGCCGCCAUGUUCAGUUUAGUUCGCGGUGUUGUGGUUGCAAAAAUGUUGUAUAUAUUUAUAAUAAUGACAAGUUAGUGAGCCACCAAGAUAAUAAUUAAGAUUUUUAUUAACCAUAAUGCUAAUUCCGAAGAAUACAUCAAAUGUAAUACAAUGUGUAACAUGCGGUGCUGAAAAUCAUAAAAAUAUAUCUAUGCAGGACUGUGUCAAAAUUAAUAAUUUGUUUACAAAGUUUGUUCCUGAUUUCACCUUUCAACAAAUUAAAGAUUGUGAAAAUUUAUUUCAAAAAAGUUUACUGAGCUUGAGUUGUGCUCAGUGUUGGAAAUUGACACGUGCCAUAUGUGAUUUUCGUAUGAGGUCUCUGAUAAGCUCUAACAAGCUUCGGAUGAGAUACGUACAGGGAGAAAGCGAGCGGCAGACGCAAUCAUCUGCUGAGGAGAAUUGGUUGAAAAUUAUUGAUGUCAUAUCUCAGAGUGGCAGAAAUAUCUUUCUAUUCUCGCACCAUGUUCCUAAUGCGUUUCCAUGGAUGUUCUCGCACCAUGCAUCCUAA